AUGGCUUCGAUCUGCCGACGCUGGAGAUUAUGGAUAUUACCUGUGCUGACCUGCCUGUAUGCGCUACUUAUUGUUAUACUUGUACCAAUUUUGCUAGUCAACUCCAUCAAGAAUGGCUUCAAGAAGCAGGAUCAGGGUGCAUUGGUGGGUGGCGCUUUUGUUUUGCUGGCGCUACCCAUUGCCUUCUAUGAGAUUAUCCAGCACAUGAUAUACUACACACAACCUAGACUACAGAAAUAUAUAAUAAGGAUACUAUGGAUGGUACCCAUCUAUGCAGUGAAUGCCUGGUUAGGUUUGGUGUAUCCCGAAGGAAGCAUAUAUGUGGAUAGCUUAAGAGAAUGCUACGAGGCUUAUGUAAUAUACAAUUUCAUGAUGUAUCUACUGGCCUAUUUAAAUGCAGACCACCAGUUGGAGCAUCGACUGGAGAUCUCUCCUCAAGUGCACCAUAUGUUUCCCCUGUGCUGUCUUCCUAAUUGGGAGAUGGGCAGAGAAUUUGUACAUAUGUGCAAGCAUGGGAUUUUACAAUAUACCGCUGUUAGGCCUAUAUCGACUUUAAUAUCAUUCAUAUGUGAAUUGAAUGGAGUUUAUGGGGAAGGUGAAUUUAGGGGGGACGUGGCUUUCCCGUACAUGAUUGCUCUAAACAAUUUAUCGCAGUUUGUUGCCAUGUACUGUCUGGUACUCUUUUACCGUGCCAAUCAAGAAGCCUUGAAGCCAAUGAAGCCAAUCGGAAAGUUUUUAUGCAUCAAAGCUGUCGUGUUCUUCUCGUUCUUUCAAGGAGUGCUAAUAGCUCUCUUGGUGUAUUUCGACGUCAUAUCAAGUAUUUUUAAUACGGAAAACUCUGAUGACAUCAGGAAUAUAUCGUCCAAAUUGCAAGAUUUUCUAAUUUGCAUAGAGAUGUUUUUGGCCGCAGUGGCACAUCACUAUAGCUUCUCCUAUAAACCGUUUGUCAAUUUAGCACAGGGUCAAGCAUGGUGGGACGCAUUUAGAGCAAUGUGGGACGUUUCCGAUGUGCAUAAUGACAUAAAGGAACACUUGGGCGUCGUCGGCUCGUCCCUCAGUCGCAGGAUACGUGGGCGGGGCGCAUAUCAGCAAGCUUGGGGAAGCGCGACGGAGCGUACGUCGCUCUUACCCGAAGCCACGGUGGUGGUGAGCCAAGCCAGAAGCGCACCCGCCUGCUCGUUCUCGAGCUAUAACACCGAGGCAGGACUGAACAAUAAUCCAUCCGUCGGAGAAUCCGAGGAGGCGGCCGUGAACGCGCUGGAUAGCAACAACGCCAUCAACACGUAGCCAAAUCCAUCAGCCUAAGAACGAUACUCGGAUCUACGCGAAACUAGCGUACUUUAGUGAAUAUCGCUCCUUAGUAUUAACUCAAAGCGAAGGUGGGAUAAAAGUAUAUAAUUUUACAACGGCGUACAACUGUACAAAUCAUCAUGAUCACUUACCACAACAAACACAUAUCGCGUCGAGACGAGAAUAUUUAUACGCGGUACCCGGAACCACUUGAUGAUUCUUGAAUCAUUCUGAUUUGGAGAUAAUUUUCUAUCAACUAAUUUUCCAUCAAAUUCGAGAAUAUCGAAAAACAAUCUUUAAAAAUUAGUGUAUAAUUGUUGUAUUUAACAUUUUUGUUUUUAAGUGUAAAUUAUAUUUCUACAUUUAAAUUGAGAAUUUAAUUUUAAAUUCAAAUAUGUGAGAUCUCGUCCAUUUUCUCUAUUGAGAUGUUGACUUUGAAUUGGUUAAAGAAUCUCUAAAGCUAAAGCUACCAUCCGAUGGUCUCGGGAUAUCCCGCACGGCGCGAUUUACGACUUAAGAAAUUUGAUACGAUGUGAAUGAUGAAUUUUGUGAGGAACAUAAAUUCGCUUGUUACGUUCUUACUUUGCGAAUGACACUCGUGCACUUUAUGUUACCAAAUGAUAGUACCAAAUAAAUAUGAUGUACAUACAUUUAUAUAUACGUAUACGUAGAAAGAGAAAUGUGAUCCCGGUAUGAUAUUUGUACAUACCUCGAACGACCAACGCGUCAUACAUUUUAUUACACGUCCGACAAAUACAUCAUUUUUUUUUCUUUCCUCUGGGGGUGUGUUCCACUUAACGCUCAUAACACUUUUGAAAUCAUUUUAUCAUUGUUUAUCAACUAUUAAACAAAGAUAAAUGAUGUUUACGAAUGUUUCAAGCAUUAAAUAGAACGUACUCUUAAUGUAUCUAACGAAGGCCACAAAAAACGAGCCGUCCGGAUAUCAGGCGCCUCAAGAUAUCUUCUUUCCGUAUUUAAUUCUUAUUCUUUCUCGCUUAAUAUGUACACACGCAAAUGUGUAUAUCGCACUCUGUAUAUGAAUUUAAAUUUAUUUUAUGAUUACAUGAUAUCGGAAAUAAAGGCUGUGUACGUUUGCAUUAAUCCCCAAAAAA
Solenopsis invicta (red fire ant) is the source of this 2402-nucleotide messenger RNA. Its product is annotated as transmembrane protein 184C. The record is from RefSeq and is a predicted model, not a curated record. The transcript has 6 exons. Gene Ontology annotation, biological process: transport. Gene Ontology annotation, molecular function: transporter activity. NCBI's taxonomy places the organism in Eukaryota, Metazoa, Arthropoda, Insecta, Hymenoptera, Formicidae. Bases 1 to 1287 code for a protein of 428 amino acids.